AUACUAUCGGUACACAUCAUGCUCUUACGGUGAGUUACAUAAUACCCGUCAUGGCAUGGUAUCACCCACAGCACGGAUCAUCCUCGAAGCCCGCAACCCAAAACAAGAGGAAGAAUGAGGAGCGCCUACAAAUUAGACUACUGGUUCACCGGUACCGCAGAGUAGCCCAUGCACCGGUAGUCAGGAUCUCCAUCUACCGGCAGCAAUGCGAUAUGGUAUGGGCAGGUACCGUAGCAUCCUCGUUACCGAUAAUUAUGCCACGCUUCGUCGAUCCUGAAGAGCCCCCCCUCUUCUUCCCCCACCCUCCGCGUUCAUUUGAAGCCAACCCUGAUCCCGAAACCCGACAGCCCAACCAAGUACAGUAGUCCCCUAAAGCAUUCCAUAACUUGACAC
Molecule: messenger RNA, 393 nt
Organism: Tuber aestivum (summer truffle)
Lineage: Eukaryota; Fungi; Ascomycota; Pezizomycetes; Pezizales; Tuberaceae
Source: the annotation of a GenBank genome assembly